This is a messenger RNA of Selaginella moellendorffii, 1766 nucleotides long. RefSeq lists its product as uncharacterized. Lineage: Eukaryota; Viridiplantae; Streptophyta; Lycopodiopsida; Selaginellales; Selaginellaceae. The transcript has 12 exons. The record is from RefSeq and is a predicted model, not a curated record. Bases 333 to 1697 code for a protein of 454 amino acids.
GUCUCCAUGGAGAGAAAGAGCUACAGCGCCAUGGAAGGGCGUGUAGGCUAGGUUGAAUCCUUGUUCCAUUUCAUGCUUGGGGGGAUUUUCUCGUGGUAUCGAUGGCGCAUUCUAUGGCGCCUCAUGGAGCCGCUUCGCUUGUCGCUGGAAGGAGGAAGAGGCGGAGCUCCUGCUAGGGUGUAGGGUUUUACUAGGGCUCCUUCGCUCCAGUGCCUCCGCGCCAUCGCCACGGCGAAAUCCUCCUCGGCUGGUCUGUGAUUUUUCUAUAUUUCUCCCCUUCUCUCGCUCGAUCGGAGGAAGAUUAUGGCUCGCGGCGAUGGCGUGAGAAGAUAAUGGUGGGGAAGUUCAUCUGUGCCUCUGCCGCUGCCGCUCCUCAAGAGAGAACUGUGGAGGAGCCACACCAAGGGGCGGUGAGCAUGAAGUACUGGGACGAUUGGGCCGAUCCCCAGGACAUGGAUGCAAUGUGGUCUCAUCCGGAGAUCAACAAGGAAUGGAUCGCUGCCGGAGAGAUUUUCGGCAAGAAAGUUCACAUGCUGAGGGAUCCAGAUGGAAGGCCUUAUAUCACCCAGACCGAAUUGCAGGCUAUCGCAGAGAUUCUUGUCAAGAGACACUUUAGAGGCAAGAUCAGCCAAGCCAUGAUAUGCGCUGUCGCGGAGAUUGAAAGCCAAAGACACCCGCUUGCGUACACUUACAAUUCCAGGAUCAAAGAUGUGCUCUGUGGGCUCAUGAAAAUGCGAAAGUCUACGGUGGAAUGGCUCUCAAGGGAGAAGGAUUAUGGAGCAUACGCCGUGGACUGGAAAACUUCGAUGCUCUUCAAACCAUUUGUUGGAGUAUAUUAUGGUGCUGCGUACUUGAGUUGGCUAUCAUCGUACGAGGGCAAGAGGAAAACUGAGGAGUUUAUUGUCCGCGCCUACCACUCUGGCCCCAAAGAUGCCAACAGCAAACAGUCUUUAGCGUAUUGGAAUAAGUAUCUAAGUGCCAAGCAAAGCCUCCCAACGAGAUGGGACAUCCCAAAUCCGCACAACUCUCCACCUCCUGUAGAGAAGGAAAAGCCGUCGAUUGGAACGGCGAAAAAGCUUCUCUAUGAAACGUCUCCAGGUCGCAAAUGGAUUUACUGGGAGGAAAAGACUUCGCCUGAAGAUAUGUCUGACAUGUGGAGGCAUCCCGAACUGAGAAAGGAGUGGACAAGAACCGGAGAAAAACCAGGAAAAGUACGCUUCUCGCUCGAUGGCGAGAUGCGACCUCACCUCAAGAAAGUUGAACUUAAGGCUGUUGCUGAAAUAAUUGUGGCCAAAUACUUCUCCGACAGGGGAAUGAGUCCGGCCAUGCUUUGUACAAUUGCCGAGAUUAGCAGCAAGCGACUGCUUUUCGGGACCGAUACAGGAAUCAUGCAGACACCAUUUUCCACAGCUGCGUGGCUUUACACGAACCUUGGAUACAAAUCAUACAAGCUAAAGUCCGCGGAGGACCUGACAAAGCCAUUCGUGUCAAUGUAUUUCGGUGCGGCAUACGUGUGCUGGCUAUCAACACACGGCGGAAGGACAAGAAGCGAUCAGUUCAUUGUACAAUCCUAUCGGGGGGGGCCACAGAAAGUCGAGAGCUCCGAAGCUGGACCCUUUUGGCUCAAGUACAUUGACAAUCUUCCCCAAUAUCUCACAAACCACAAGACCCGUCACGCUGCCUGCUGCAUCCAGUAAGAAAAAUUCACACGUUGUGUAAAUUAAUAGUAAAAGCAGCAAAGCAACAAAAUGGGGGGUUUUUGAUAA